Styela clava is the source of this 4015-nucleotide messenger RNA. The record is from RefSeq and is a predicted model, not a curated record. NCBI's taxonomy places the organism in Eukaryota, Metazoa, Chordata, Ascidiacea, Stolidobranchia, Styelidae.
UGCUAAACAAAGUGGUAUCUGUUCACAAUCGACUCACAAAAAAUAUUGAAUUAAUACAGGUAACAAUCGAAAAUGAGCCAAGAACAUGAUCCUACCUCUGUAUUUAUUGUGAUUUUGUAGUUACUUUGCUAGCUUACUUGUAAGCCUGUAUCGAGAGGCUGUGGUUUUUCAUAUGAUUAAUCCGUCACACCAGCUUUCCUCUCCUCUGAAAUAAAUAUAUAAAUUCUACAUUAUGCCAGGAUCUGAGUGGAGAGGAAAGUUGAGAAGAUGACUAUAUUCGUAUAUCAUUCGUAACCAUGGCAUGCCAUUCGUAUCCAGGUGAACGACCUGGGACAUUGAAAAUUCCUAUGCCUACCUACUUACAGACACCUGGGUUUUACAAAUUGCAUAGCGAAUGCUUAACUAGAAAGACUGAUUUCCUUUUUUUUAAAUACUGACAUGGGAGGAUGUUCUAGCAAUUCUCUUGGUCAUAAUUAUCACUACUGGAUUCGAAUCUGCGGACCCACGCAGAGUGAUCAGAGGUGCGCUGGCGAGAGUAUUUCUACCUACCCUAGUAUGGGGAGCCACGCUGCCAAGCCUGACUGCUUAUGUAUAUAAAGCCUUGCCCCAAAAAAAGAUGUAAAAAGACCUCAUGAAAUUUCAGUUCUUUGAGUGAUAGUAAUCUCCUAUGUGUAUGUGGGUAUAUUCCUAAUAUUAGUUCUUUAUUUUAACAGGCAUUUAUUCAUCUAGCACUCUGAUCUUUAGACUUUUUUAAUUUCAAGCAAGAUGUAUUUGAGAAUAUGUUUAUCUCAGAAAAUAAGCGGGGGAUCAAAGACAUUAAUGACUAUGCUUACAAUCAGUACAAUAGUCUCAAUUGUAACAUCACAAGCAAAGACAGACAUCAUCAGUCAUGGUACUUCACCAAUGCAUUUCAUGCUCUACCCAGCAGUUGUUUACGAGCCUGCUUUUUCGAUGAAUAUGUCCACAGAAAAUGACCAAGUACUGGAUGGUGCUAUGGUAUCUAGGCAGAACCAUGGGGCUAGUUCUGCUUUCAAAGAUAAGUAUAAAAAAAGGGAUACUUGUUGCGAGUCAAAAAAUCACAAAGAUGGUUGUGCUAAAAUGGAAAACGAAAAUUCCAAAAAUUCGAACUUGGAUUUUAUUCUGAACUUGAAUAAAGGGUAUCAAAAUGCUCUCAAUAAACUAGUAACAGAGUUACAUCAAGCAUUCAAAAUUGGUGACAAACUUGUUGCGAUGACAAAGUUACUCGAACUUCAGGCAUUUUUACAACAACUGGUAAAAGGGGAAGAAUACGUACCGAAAGGAAUGAUAGAACUGGAACAAAAAAUCACUGAUGCGUAUAAUUUUCUCCAGAAUUCCGCCAAUCUUCAUUAUCCAGAAGAGGCCUCACGGCACGAGGAAAGCAAAAUAGUGUUUAAUUAUUCUACAAAUGUCAAAAUGAAAUUGUGCUCUAAAGAGUCAUUCAAAAAUAUAAAGACUUACUCUGAUGUUGAAAGUUGUAAUGAACAAAACGAAAUCAAUAAAUUAGAAACGAGCUUUCCUAAAACUUCCAAAAUUGAGACUGGAGAAAAAAAUUGUAACAAAUCUGAUUUGGCUUUUGAAAAGUGCUGUGACGAGGACUUACGUAUAAAGGUGAAAGAUCAGAAUAAUACAGAGGCAUUGGACAGAACUGAACACUUGGCGGCAGAAAGUAACGACAUUGACGAAUUUGCAGAUGAUUUGAAUUCAGAUUCAGAUAAAGCGGAUAUUGAGAAUGAAUGCUGUACAGAGAAAAGUCAAGUAACAAUUGACAAUUUGGAAAAAUCAUCUAUUCUACAUGACCUUGAAGCGUCACACGACUUUAAGAUUCCACAUGACCUCGACAGGGCAUUCAAUCUGCAUCCUACAUGUGACCCUGAUGCUCUGUGUGACCUUGACAAUUCGCAUGACCUUGAAUCUUGUGCGGAAAUGGAAUUACCACGUUGCCUCACUGAAGAUGAUAAAAUAUUUUGUGAUCUGGAAAAGGAUUUUUAUCCAGAGAUGAAAUAUUUGCCUAAAAAUAUGUUCAACAAUGGUAAAAGUACCCAAAAAUUUGGGAAAAUCGUUGACAAAAAUUUGGAAUAUCCGUUUCCAUCAACUGCUUUGUGUUCUUUUCUAAUCAAGCUUCCUGUUGAUGCGAAAUUAUUCUUGAUCACCGUGAAAUUCUGGUCCAACCUAAUUUUGGAUGGAUAUUGGCUUGAUCCUUGCGUCGACUGUAACGGAAGCGGGGGGAAAAACGGGGGGGCAAAGAAGAAAAACGAUAGCCAACAAUGUGGGGAAAAUGGUGGUCGUCUCGGAACUGGUGGAAAUAAUAUACUUUCUGGUUCAAAUCAAAACCAACCAUCUGGGGAGGGGGGAGACCCUAAUGAUCCACAUAGAAAUCCAGAAUCUGGUAAAAUUGGGGGGUGUAAAAAUAGUGUGAUAAAAGUCAAGGGGCGAGAAGACAAAGGCGCACGUAAGGACGCUAGUGAAAGACAAUCUGAAAAUGGGAGACCAAGAGAAAAUCCACCAAAUUCAUUGAAUUUACCUUCAACAUCAGGACUUGGACAUCGAACAAAAACAGAGGCUCACCCAAGUACAUUAACCCUACCCAAGAUCCCCACUUUACAGCCUGGUUUAGGUGUUCCAGUUGCUGCCCCCACCUCACCCAUUGGUGACCUGGGGCGCAUGGAAGACGUUCGUGAUAUAGCAGAAAUACCGGAGGAUCAAAAACUUGAGAAUUCCAAAAGUCAAAUUGGCAGUUUUAUACCCCAACCUGAUUUACACAAUAAUCCGAAACAAUCUCUGGUUAAUCGCCUGCCAUUUCCACUACGUAGCGCCACUGGAGAAACCAAAAUUAGAGUUGGACCAUCGCCAAUAGUAACCGUGCAAAACCUGACCGAUCCCAGGCAAAACAUAGAGAACCGUGCUAGAGACGGACAACCACAGAUAACAUUGGAUACCGGGCAGGAAGAUGCUGUCAAAAAUGGUGAAAUCCUUGAUAACCGUCCCUGGGACCGAGGCGGCGCUCGUCUCAGCAUAGACCCUGAUCCCCGACAGAGACCGGACGAGAUAUCUAUCGAGCAAAGCCGUGUUAGCAGUACUAUUACAUUGGUUAGGUCUCAGGAACAAAUUGCAAUCCCAGAGAUUCCUGUUCAGAGUUUGGGAAAUACUUCGCAUCAACCUGAGGGCAAUGAAGAAAAUAACAGCGUUGCAAGUGUUCGAGAGGCUCGGCCCCAUCUUGGUGUUCAAGGCACUCAGAGUGAGCGUUCAAUUUCUCCACUCCGUCAAGAAUCGGAGCUGCCUCUUCGCCGACAGGAAGGAGGUGUUACCCUAGUCGAGGCUCAUGGCCAAGCGCAGACUGCUCACGAAGAGAGGUAUCAGAUUAUGACGUCCAUUACUCCAUAUUCUGAACCAUAUUAUGAAGGUGAUUUCCAUCCUCAAAACAGUCGAGUGGAAGAAUCUGACUUUGUACCACGCAGACAAGAUAGCGCAAGAGUGUUCAGUCUUCGUGGAAUACGCAAUGAGAUCGAUGCUGUUUAUCCUGGUUACAGAGAAAAUAGACAUUUUCAGCAUAAUCCUGGAGAAUCUGGAAGGAGACGAAGGCGAUGUCAGGGAUGCCAGGGAUGUUGUGGUGUGUUCAUAGCUAAUCGAUGCAUCGUUUGUCCCCACUGUGAGCUAAAUUUCUGUUCUCUCGAAUGCAGCAAUGGACAUACCUGUCGUGAGCCUCGUGGAAGGAAGGCCUUUUAGGCAGAAGAUGCGACGAUGCAGCAGAACUCAACAACCGUCCACAGUAACCAUCCAUACAAACCUGCUUUCUAUGCGGCCUAUGCUUUUACAAAAAGUUUUCAACUGGAUGGAAUACUACCGCUGUUUUAAGCGAGUUUUUGAGACUUUUUUAUCAGCAAAUUAAAAAAAAAAUAUGAUUUAUUUCAUAUUUUUAUGCAUGCAGUGUAUCUGUAUCUUUUUACUGGCCUUGCUUUUAAACAGGUAAUCUCAUUUUGAUUCCAAAAACUCCCAU